Molecule: messenger RNA, 2533 nt
Organism: Hevea brasiliensis (rubber tree)
Lineage: Eukaryota; Viridiplantae; Streptophyta; Magnoliopsida; Malpighiales; Euphorbiaceae
Product: F-box/kelch-repeat protein At5g42360
Exons: 2
Coding region: 502-2262 (586 amino acids)
Cellular component (GO): SCF ubiquitin ligase complex
Molecular function (GO): protein binding
Source: RefSeq, a predicted model, not a curated record
AGAGAAUGACAAAUGGGAAAGAAAAAGAAGAGCUGAUGGGUCGCUUUUCAAUGUGAGUACUGUGUCUCCUUUUACUAAUUCCAACCUUACCAAAUCAAGCACUAAUUUUUGCUUCUUAACAUCAUCUGCACUCGCUCCAAUCUAAUCGCGGAUUGGGAUUUUCUUUACUUGAGGGUUCAGAUUUGGUUUCACAUUUUGGAUUCUUGGAUUUCGGAUUUCUCCCACCACAUUUUGUCAAAAUGAUCUGACUUGAAGGAGCUUCCUCUAUCCCAAAUUUUAUGUUAUGGAUCUGGCAGCUAUGCCAGGACUCUGCAUUUGGGGAAUGACGUCUUUAUAUCACCUCUUCCCCCAAGAUUUCUUGCUCUGACGAUGCCUGUGCAUAAUCUUUCUUCGUUGCUUGUUUUGUAGAACAAUAGAAGUUGAACUGGGGGAAUGAUGACUUUGAAUGAUGACUAACGGUGUUUGCGAGAUGGUUAGGGUUUAUAAGCUGUUGGUUGGAAAAUGUCAAUGAAUGGAAGGUUUUCUGAGAGACUAACUGGAGAGGCAUAUCUUAAUCGGGAUUUUGAAGCUUUGAGAGUGUCUCGGCGGCUUGUGAGAAGUGUUAGUCAGAAGUUGAAGAAAACAAACAACAGAUUUGAAGGAGAUGCGGAGGAUGAUGCGAGGGGGAUUUCUGCAAAAUGUCUUCCUUUAUAUGGCAGGGGUGGUGGUUGUAAAGUAGGUGCUGACGCUGGUGAGGAAUAUGGGGAUCCAAGUAGUAGGAGAAGGUCAUCAAGUGCCAGUGAAGGAGGAAAGGGGUACAAACCAAUAUGUGGCACUGAUGAACCUGGAGUUGAUUGCUUCUCAUACGGGGUUAGGGAAAAGUUUUGGAAGAAAAAUAUCAGAAAAGAUUUAGAACUUGAAGAUUCAAUAGAAAAUAGCAGCUUGCACAUCUUUCUUCCAGAUGACAUAUUGGAAAUGUGUUUGGUAAGACUCCCAUUGACCAGUCUCAUGAAUGCCCGCCUUGUAUGCAAGAAGUGGAGAUACUUGACCACCGCACCUCGGUUCUUGCAAAUGAGACGAGAUGGUUUGCAUCAGAAUCCAUGGUUAUUUCUCUUUGGGGCUGUUAAAGAUGGCUAUUGUUCUGCGGAGAUACAUGCAUUGGAUGUAUCACAAGACCAAUGGCAUAGGAUUGAUUCUGAUAUUCUAAAAGGAAGGUUCAUGUUCUCUGUUGCUAGUAUUCAGGAUGAUGUUUAUAUUGUUGGAGGUUGUUCUAGCUUGACUCACUUUGGGAGAGUGGAUAGGAGCUCAUUCAGAACUCACAAAGGGGUGCUGGUCUUCAGCCCUUUAACAAAAUCUUGGCGCAAAGUUGCUUCCAUGAGGUAUGCAAGAUCAAUGCCUAUUUUGGGAAUUUCUGAGGUUAGCUCCAAUUUUUCAAUUUUACAGAGUCAUCAGCAUCGGCAAGAAAGGCAUUUUCCCAGGUCUCGAAUUGGUGGUGUUUCAGAUGUUUAUGAGGAUCCUCAUCGGCUUUCACUAAGACGUCAGUACAGAAAUGCUUUUGAUGAAGAUGAAACAUCAUUGUUACAUAGCAGAAAGUCACACAAGUUCAUUAGACAAAAAAAUGAUCAGCGAAAUGCUAAGGGUUGUAAAAGUUUUGUAUUGAUUGCUAUUGGAGGUCUCGGAUCUUGGGAUGAGCCUCUGGAUUCUGGAGAAAUCUAUGAUCCCUUAUCAAAUAAAUGGACAGAAAUCCAGAAGCUGCCCAUAGAUUUUGGGGCGGUGUGUUCUGGGGUUAUAUGUAAUGGGAUUUUUUAUGUUUAUUCGGAGACAGGCAAGCUUAUGGGAUAUGACAUAGAAAGGGGCUUCUGGAUAGCAAUCCAAACCUUCCCAUUCCCUCCCCGUGUUUAUGAGUAUUACCCUAAACUUGUAUCUUGUAACGGUCGAUUAUUCAUGCUUUCAGUCUCCUGGUGUGAAGGAGAUGGUCAAAUAGGCCAGAGGAACAAGGCUGUUAGGAAAUUGUGGGAGCUAGAUCUUAUGUAUCUUACCUGGACUGAAGUGUCGGUACAUCCUGAUGCCCCAAUGGACUGGAAUGCUGCAUUUGUUGCGGACAAAAACCUUAUAUUUGGGGUGGAAAUGUUCAAAAUAUUUGGUCAAGUAUUGGACUUCCUGACUGUAUGUGAUGUGUCAGAGACAGGGACGAAUUGGAGUCAUAUUUCAAGGAAUCACAUGACUCAUGAAUUGGAUGCUUCUUCAUGUAUUACUAAAUCACUGGCCGUGCUGCAUAUGUGAAGUCCCUUGAUUACUCUGAUUGGUGAAGAAAAUUUUACGUUUAUUAUCACGUGGGGAUUUUGAGCAUAGAUUGUGACUCCGAAUUUCAUUCUUGGGACUUAAUCAGUUUGCACCUGGGCAGUUUAUUGUGUCUAUUUUUCUUCACUGCUGUUCAUAAAUUGAUCCUGUAUUCCUAAUCUUUCUUUCUUAUGUUGCAUUAAAAAAUAAAUUCAUCUGUUGUUCAUCCAAUUUGAAGGUUUAUUCAUUAGAAAGUCCAGCAACAUUUUCGUUC